AUGAAUAUUAUCAUUUGGAAUUGUCGAGGGGCGUUGAAGCCCUCCUUUCAAAAACAUGUUAGUGAGCUGGUUCGGAUUCAUAAUCCAGUGAUGAUGGUAAUUUUGGAGACCCGUGUUGGGGGUGACAGGGCAAAAGGAAUCAUUGACAGAUUGCCUUUUGAUGGCUCAGUUCAUACGGACACCAUUGGGUAUACGGGUGGUUUCUGGAUGUUGUGGGAUUCAGAAAGGGUGGAUGUCAAUCCGUUGGCUAACACUGAGCAGGAAAUUCAUGCUAUAGUUAAGGUACGUAAUGCAAAUUCUAGCUGGCUUUUUACUGCUGUAUAUGCUAGUCCUAGAACUGAUGAAAGACAUAUUUUAUGGAAUAAUCUUAUUAAAACUGCUGAGUUACAUGAUUUGCCAUGGGUUGUGGUGGGCGAUUUUAAUGAACCUUUGUCGGGGGAAGAUAAAUUCGGGGGAAGAGCAGUGAGUGUCAGUAGAUUGUUGUUGUUUAAAAAGUGUCUUGAUAAAUGUAAUAUGAUUGAUAUUGGGUUUUCGGGCCCCCGAUUUACUUGGACUAAUAGAAAAGAUAUUCAAGCACUUAUACAGGAAAGAAUAGAUAGGGUUUUUGUUAACCCCAACUGGUGUUUAUCGUACCUGGAAGCUCGGGUGGUCCAUCUUACCAGAUGCCAUUUCGAUCACUGCCCUAUUCUUUUGGAGAUGCAACUGAUAAUUAAUAUGGGGAGAAAGAGGCCUUUUAGAUUCCAGACAUGCUGGCUGUCUGAACCUUCUUUCCCUUCUAUUGUGUCAAGAGCGUGGAGUGAUUCACCUGCUCUGGGAAAGGCAGUUAACAGAUUUACCCAGGCAGCAAUUAGGUGGAAUGCUUCUCAUUUUGGCAAUAUCUUUACUAGAAAAAAGAACAUUAUGGCUAGGAUCAAUGGGAUUCAACGGGCACUAUCUAUGAGACCUUCUGCUUUCCUUGUAAAUUUGGAGAAUGAGCUCCUUAAGGAGCUAGACAGAGUGUUAAGCCAAGAAGAGGAGCUUUGGGCGUUAAAGUCCCGCCCGUGUUAA
Molecule: messenger RNA, 1047 nt
Organism: Quercus robur (English oak)
Lineage: Eukaryota; Viridiplantae; Streptophyta; Magnoliopsida; Fagales; Fagaceae
Exons: 1
Coding region: 1-1047 (348 amino acids)
Molecular function (GO): catalytic activity
Source: RefSeq, a predicted model, not a curated record